Molecule: messenger RNA, 1290 nt
Organism: Penicillium psychrosexuale
Lineage: Eukaryota; Fungi; Ascomycota; Eurotiomycetes; Eurotiales; Aspergillaceae
Exons: 6
Coding region: 1-1290 (429 amino acids)
Biological process (GO): autophagosome assembly
Cellular component (GO): phagophore assembly site
Source: RefSeq, a predicted model, not a curated record
AUGCCCGUCAACACUAAUUUCACAGUCUUCAUACGCUUACCAUUUCCAAGAGGCGACUUUGUCGAUCCGCCGCCUGUGGAAUGGAAUGCAUCCAAAGACCAAGCACUAUGGGAUAUCCUUUCUCGGCCAUCUAAAGGUGACAUAGACUGGAAAGCUCUGGCAGAGAACUUCGAUGUCACCUUGCAGUUCCUCCUUCAGCAGGCAGCAUGGCUCUAUGAUCGCCAGCUGUCGCAGGUUCGGGCUCAAAUGCGCAAGGUCGGCACUACACAGUCAAACUCCCCUUCCCCAGCUCCAGGAUCUGUAUCUGGUAGUACGGCCUUGGGUGGACAGUCACAGAGAGAAACACCAGCACCAGGUUCUCGGGCGCCAUCCUGGCAAGUAUCUCACCCGAAAGAUAUCCCUCUACGAGGUAUGGACCGAAACCCUACCUGUCUUCGCACAGGCCAUUUGGUACCGCCGAUGGAUCGAUCGCGUUUAACAUUGACUGCAGCCCCUGAGAACCGACGUACGAGCUUUACAUCAACGACGCCUACUAACCUCACUCGCGGACCUCGGGACCCUACACGCACCGCCACGCCGACAAUCGACGACAAAGAAUCACGCUGGGAUUCUUUGGCUCACCGGCCUUCGGCUGUGAGACGAGAACAACCACCGGUCGCGUCUUUGCCCAGAUCUCCGCCACUCGAGGAAGAGUCUCUGUCCUCGAGCUCAUCGGAAGAAUCAGCAUCCGACGACGAUAACACAAACAGACGUGCACCCCUGUUCAAACGGUUUGGCAAAUUUUCUACUCAUCGUCUACGGGAUGAUGAGGACGACGAAGAAGAUACUCCAGCCUUCCUGCCCCUAUCCCGAGAACAUGAGCGUAUCCAUCGGGACCGGUCAGGCCAGGAACUCAGCGCCACACUCCGUUUAGAUGCCGAGCGAGCAGCGGCGCUACGGCGACACCCCGAGCAGCGGCCUAACCCUAGGGUACCGGCACCAACGGACUCAUCUACAAGCUCAAUCAGCUCCGGUGGACGUAGCAGCCUACCCGGUGGACCCAGGCGGACCAGCCAGGGGGGAUCGACGCUGAGCCCUGCCGAACGCCAGAAUUCGCGCAAGUCCACCGCCUCCGGUCGCGAAGCUAGCGAUGGUACUCCCAGCAUGGGAAGCAGCUUCAGUGACCUCGACGAUGCAAGCGUUACCCAGUCAGCCCUAGAGGAGGCCCUUCUAAGCAACAUGCAGCAUGGUGGAAUGGCGAGUCGGAUGAGCACUAUCAGUCAAGCCUUGCGCAGCCGGUAUCUGCAGUGA